This is a messenger RNA of Chiloscyllium plagiosum (whitespotted bambooshark), 2301 nucleotides long. NCBI's taxonomy places the organism in Eukaryota, Metazoa, Chordata, Chondrichthyes, Orectolobiformes, Hemiscylliidae. The record is from RefSeq and is a predicted model, not a curated record.
GGUUUCAAUUUCAGCAUGAGGAUUCCUUUCAAGAUCGGUCAGCCCAAGAAACAGAUUGUGCCGAAGACUGUGGAGAGAGAUUUUGAGCGAGAAUAUGGCAAGCUUCAGCAGCUGGAAGAUCAGAUUAAGAAACUCCACAAGGAUAUGAAGAAAAGCACUGAAGCAGAUAUCGCCAUGUCCAAGUCAGCGGUGAAAAUUUCUUCGGAUUUGCUGGCCAACCCUUUGUGUGAACAAGAUCAGAUGUUUAUGGAGACGGUGACCGCUCUGGACACUGCAAUGCGCAGAAUGGAUACGUUCAAUCAGGAAAAGGUCAAUCAGAUUCAGAAAACUGCCAUUGAACCACUGAAAAAGUUCAGUAACGUCUUCCCAAGUCUCAACAUGGCAGUGAAGAGGCGAGAGCAGACUUUACAAGACUACAAAAGGUUACAGUCCAAAGUGGAGAAGUAUGAAGAAAAGGAUAAGUCUGGCCCUGUACUGGUGAAGCUUCACCAGGCGAGAGAGGAGCUGAAGCCAGUCCGUGAGGAUUUUGAAGCCAAAAACAAGCAGCUGCUUGAAGAGAUGCCAAAAUUUUACAACAGCCGCAUUGAUUAUUUCCAGCCAAGCUUUGAAGCACUGAUUCGUGCCCAGGUCAUGUACUACACAGAAAUGUCCAAGAUAUUUGGAGAUCUGACUGGCCAGAUUGAGCAGCAGGGAAUGACUGAUGAACAGCGCGAGAAAGAAAAUGAAGCCAAACUGAAUGAUCUGCGAGCUCUCUCCAUUGUAGCAGAUGACUGAACUAGAACACGUAAAGGCAGCAUACCGCAUCAUAGCUGGGUUUAAUCUGCGGGUUUCCGGAAGAAUCCUCAUUUGGGUGGGUUUGGGGUAAAAGCAGUAAUGUUGUUGGGGACUGAUGUGGAGUUCCUCAGUUUUGAACCUUUCUUUUCCCCCCUUUUUGUACAUCCCACGAUGAAGGUAAUGACAUUGUCUGUGUGGGAUUUGUCUGUUCUCCCUGUGUCUGUAUGGGUUUGCUCUGGGUGCUCUCGUUUCCUCCCACAGUCUAAAGUUAGGUGGCUUGGCCAUGGGAAAUGCAAGAUUACAGGGAUAGGGUAGCAGGGUGGGUCUUCGGGGGGUUGGCGUGGACCUGAUGAGUCAAAUGGCCUUUUGCCGCACUGAUGGUAUGAUUUGACUGGGGCUCCUCUUCAGGGUCUGCUGCUGGUCCAGUUUGACAGGUGGAGAGAAGGCAGCAGUGAAUGGUGCUCCUUGCCUCUGUGCCAUUCCUGCCUAUCCUGGGAGCAGUCCAUGCAAUUCUCUCCUGCCUCUCUCUCUCUCUCUCUUGGCUAUACUGGGCUGCAGGGAACGUGACCUGACAGGAGAAGGCUUGAGCCGCUGUGUUACCAAUACACUGAGUCUUUCCCACCCAGCCUGACUGUAUGUGUCCAUCGUGGAGCAGUCAGUGCAACAAAACGAGAGAAAUAGUGUUUCCAUGGGUCAUCUCGUUCUCAAGAGGACAAUUCAUUGAGACAAUGAUCCUUGCUUUCCCACAGUGGCCAAAGACAGUGAAUUGAAGGGGAGCAGAAUGAGGGGCAGUGAGCUUUAUGGGUAUUGCGCCCAAGACCAAACUCUGGCGACCUUAGCACUACACCAACUGCACCCUAAUUUUCUUAAAGUAUCUAUCAGACCUCAUGGCGACAAAAUACGCUGCUCAGCCUCAGGGAUGUCCGGUCUGUGGGGAAAAUACAACUCCCAAAUUCGGACUAUUUGACCCAAAGGGAUCAGGACAACAGGGCAUUGAGUGGUUUAUUGUUUGAAUCUGAAGUUGGUGAUUGUACUCCAAAGGCAAAACUAAAUGAUCGUUUGGUGGGAGGGAGGGAGGGAGGAGGGAUCUCUGUUUUGAAAAUGGGUUCACGUUUCACGUGGAGCCCAACAAGGCAGUAACAUUGGGACCCUUUUCUUUAUUCAUGGUAUGGAUUUCAGUCUAGCCCACAUUAUAUCAGGGCUUACUGAGUCCUGUGCAGAGCUGCUGUCUGGCAUGUUUCUGAGCUGCUUCAUUGCUCCAUGGUCAGUGGUCUCAGCAACAAGUCAAACCCAUUGAGGAGAGAAGGUGGGCAAGGAAGGAAUUGUUGGAUUCCUCUACAUUUUUCAGGGGCUUGGAAAAUAUAGCUUUCCUUCACCGUCAUCUCUUGUUUCUGCUUCCAGAAGAACACACACACGUUAAUGACGAGUUAAUGUUUCCUCUCUCUGUAGCUUUACAAAGGAUGUGAUUUUGUAAUGUUUGUAAAUAAUCUGAUGUCUUGUGAAUUCUAUAAAAAUCUGAUUGUGCAA